This is a messenger RNA of Anastrepha obliqua, 4471 nucleotides long. RefSeq names its product abl interactor 2. Gene Ontology annotation, molecular function: protein binding. The record is from RefSeq and is a predicted model, not a curated record. Gene Ontology annotation, biological process: protein transport to vacuole involved in ubiquitin-dependent protein catabolic process via the multivesicular body sorting pathway. NCBI's taxonomy places the organism in Eukaryota, Metazoa, Arthropoda, Insecta, Diptera, Tephritidae. Bases 872 to 2710 code for a protein of 612 amino acids. Gene Ontology annotation, cellular component: ESCRT-0 complex. The transcript is spliced from 4 exons.
UUGCACCGCUUACACCACAAACAACUCAAAGAAAAAAUAGCGGAUAGAAAAACGUCUGAAAAAUUUGCAACUUUUAAACGAGAUAUGAACAAUAGUGCUAAAGUGUUAAAGUGCUGGCGAAGCGGAAGUAUAAAAAUGUUAUAGGAACGAAUAAAAACAUCUAUUAAACCUGUAAAAUUGGAAAUCUCAUAAAAAUAUAUAUUCGGGUUACUAAGUAGUUAAGCAAAAUAUAGUUGAAAUUGUGAAUCGCAAUUUACUGUGAAGUUUAGAUGUACAAUUUGCUCUGCCCUUGUUUUUUAUGCAAUCCGCAUAUUUGUGAAUCGGAAAGUGUAGUUUUCUAUAUGCGUUUGGAAUUUUCUUAAAAAUAUACGCGUGAUAAAAUUUAUAUGUAGUGCAAGCAGAAGGCGAGAAGUAAUUAUCAUAAAAGUGUAGGAAAAAGAAGAGUUACUCUACAUUUGUUGAUUUGCAUUAUUUCCAUUACUAAAUAAAAACAUUCGCGAAAGCUAAUUGCAGCGUUUGUACGGAAGCGCCCUUUCAAUAAACGUUUUUUGUUUUGCCUGCUGCUGGCGCUAUAUCUGCUGCAGCUGUUCGCUAAGUGGGUUUAGAUAAGAGCGAGCGGGCAAAGGGACGUCAAACAAUUGUGUAUUUCAUGUUCAGUCAGGCUUGACUGUAACAAAGCAGUUAGCAGAACCAAAGCAGGAAAAAAACUUUCAAACAAAUAUAUCUUGACGGACAGAUUGCCAUUUAGCACAUUUUUCCGGGAACGUUUUAAAAGGAAUUUUUCGCUCCUGAAGCAACGCAUCCAUUGCCAUUAGCAGCAAAAAUAUAACAGCAACACUUCCACCGUCGCUUUGUACCUUGCUGUGGUAGCAUGACCAUCCCGUCGAGGCCAGCGCCUGCGCCACCGGUAGCGCGCGGUCAAAGUGCUGCCGCCGGUGCCAACGCCAGCAUCGAACAGUUGCGCUUACAACUACAACAACAGCAUCUGCAGCAACAACAAAAUGGUGGUGUUCAGAAAUUGACUAUUAGUCUGCCGCCACCUCCGAAGGGUCCUUCCUCAGUCAUAUCCAUGGACAAUCGUAAUAACAGCAUUAGCAGCAACAACAACUAUAACAGCACUCAGUCGGCGAUAACACGAAAAUUUCCACAAGCACGCUACACGCCCACCACCAAUUGGGAUGAUGAUCCAUUUGGUGCCAACGCAGCAUCCACCGUAAAUUCUUCGAAUGGCAAUCACAGGAAAGUACCACCGCCACGUCCGCCCCCACCCAAAGUGCAAGUGAAUGGUCGCAAAGCGCCGCAACCGCCCUCCGCACACUCAACAAAGUUACUAAGUAAUAUUUUUAGGAGCAAGAAAAGCGUUAGUAGUAGCUUCAAUAAUAAUAACAAAGCAAGUAAAGUGUACGGUGUCAGCAGUGGUGUUUAUGCCGCUAACAGUACUACAGUUGCAACAACAAGUAACAACAGCAACAGCAGCACAAAUACCUGGAGUGCCAUGCCCUCUACAACAAAUGGUAGCAACAGCGCUAACAGUUGGCACGCAAACUGGAAUAACAGUUACUCUUCCACAUCACUCACGUCAUUGGCUACUGGAAAUAGCAGUGCUACUGCCGGUGCCUCAGGAGUGUCGGAAGCCCAGCUUAUUAGUUUCGACUCGCCGCCAAGUUCUCCAACAUUCACACAGAAAUCGAAUAGUGACUGUUUGAGCGUCGAUAGUUUCAGCUCCGAUUCAAAUUUCAGUUCACCACACAAUGGCAGCGUCUCUCAACCGGAAAGCGGUUUCGAGGAUGAUUUCAAUGCACGUAGCCGUCCAGCUACCACUAGUCCACUCGAUCCAUGGGAAGCCUUCGAUAGCGGUUUCAACACUGCUGCCGAUACUAUUUAUGGAAGUUCAGCUGCAACGAGUAGCAUCGGUACGGCGCCAGUACGCAAUCUCAGCACUAUCAACUCACGCAUCCAGUUAAGUAACGACAAUCCACUUUGCAAUGGCAAAAGUCUUUUACCUCCCACGCCCGCACUUAGUGCGCCAACGAUUAUCAAACCGAAAGUGUCGCAAAAGACACGUGCACCUAAGCCGCCAAUGCUGCCGAAACCACAGCUCGCAAGUGGCGGUCAAAAUUCACCACCAACGCCACCAUCGCCGCCAAUGCCACUGUGUGCACCACCACCGCCACCGAAUGGUGUUACAUUGUUAGACGUAAUAUCGGGCAAAGCGGAUGCACUGCAGUUGGGAGGGGGUGUUUGCGGAGGGUUGGGAUUUGGCAAUGGUGGGGAGGAAACUAAGCCAUAUGGCGUGGCGUUAUACGACUUUGAUGGCGUCGAAGAGGGUGAUCUUAGUUUUAGGGAAAACGAGAAAGUCUAUAUAUUGGAACAAAUGAGUGCCGAGUGGUAUCGUGGGCGUACGCGUUCUGGCUGUGAAGGCAUUUUCCCAAUAAAUUAUAUCGAUGUGAAAGUGCCAUUGGAGGAAACAGCGCCAACGUUGACCGCUAAUGGUAUGCAGCAAACCGCUAAAAGCAAGCCGCUGCGUGUUCGUUGUCUCUACAAUUUUCCAGCCGAAUACGAGGGUGAUUUGGCAUUGAAGGAGAAUGAAAUGGUGUCCAUACUUUAUAAAAUCAAUGAAGACUGGCUUUACGGUGCCAUUGACGCCCGAGAAGGACAAUUCCCAGCGAAUUUCCUCGAGUAUUUACCCGCCAAUAUACCCAUGGCAUAAGCAGUGGACUCAAAGCAAAUCCUUUACAUUUUGCACGUCCUACUUGAAAAUUGAAAUGUACUUUCGUAUUUGUGUCCAUCCCGCACACCAUAUUAUUACAUUUACCUAUUUGUCCAAAGUAUAUACUAUGCACUCACAAUAUGUAUAUUUAGAUUACCUAUAAUAACAAAUUUUCCACUAAUAAAGUACCUAGAUUUUGUAUUUUUUGUUUUGUAAUAAAUGUGUUUGCUAAUCAGUGAGCGGUGAGCUGUAAUGUGUCUCGAAAAACUUGAAUGUUUGAAAGUGUGGCAGUGGAUUGCAACAUGGAAUUGAAUUUGAUUUAGAAUUUGUGUCUAUGUGAUUAUAAAAACCGUUUGAUAUACAUACAUACAUACAUAAAGACAUACAUUUUUGAUAGAAAGUAAUUUAUAGCGAUCACAGUGAUGUGCACUUGUAAAUCACUAAUAUGAAAAUGCGAUAACUGUAAAAUUCACAUAUAUGCAUGCAUAUACCUUUGAUGUACAUGAGCUUUUAAGUGAUUUAGUAUUUAAUUAAAUGCACUAUAAUGGUACAUGUUUGUAAACGUAAUUAUAUAUAUUUGGGGGGAAAAAUCCAACAAUGUAAUUGUCAUAUCAGCUGAAAAAUUGAACUUUUUAACGCUCGGUUGCAAGAAGUACUAACUAAAUUACUUGUAAAAGAUUUUAGCCUUUAAGAGCGCAGUGAUUGCAAUUACGUAACGUCCACAUCACACGCUUAAUUAGGCCUAAGUAAUGAAACUAUUGAAUUUGUUCCACACACACACAAACUUAUUGUAAUUUAUGUUUGCUUAGAUAAAAAAAUACAAUAAAUAUAAAUAAUGUACACAAUAAAAAAUAUUGUGCAAUUUUUCGAAUGAAAACUCAUAUGUUUCAAUAAUAUAUUCAAUUAACGAUAUUAAAAUAGAAUAUGUUUAAAUUUUUUGCUAAACUAUAUCUUCAGUUUGUCGCAAAUAUAAAAAUGUAAAAAUAAAAAAUAAUUAGUUUCAACUUAAAGUUAAUAGGCGCUUGUUAUUUUGUUAGUUCCUUAUACAAAUAGCUUGCGAAUUAUUUGUUAACGAUUAUUUAAAACUCAUAGCUAUUAUAAUAUGCGUGCAGGUAUAAAAUAUAUAUUAUAUUUAAUAAAUUAAAUAUUUAAAUAAUUAACUCGAUUUAUAUACUAUAUUAACGUGCUGCGAUGCGUAUGUACUAUUUAUAGCGCUAAAGCUAGAACUCCACACCAGUCCUUGCAGGCAUUGUGGCUUUCAAAGCUGUACAGGUUUUGACAGGCGUUGUAGGCAAUAAAAGAAGGCAACUCAAAUAACCAAAAUGUGCAUGUGUAUGUAUCGGCAGUUUUUUAAGCUGCAUGAGAACUAUCGAUAUCCAUAAAUAUGGGAACCGAUCAAGCGUUCCCGCGACGUAACCGGAACGAACCGGAUUUAUAUCCGGUCAAGGCCUGUAAUUUCAGCAGCAUUCCCCGUAUUUGUAUGGGGAUUAGACAGCUCAGAAUGGAAAACUGUGUUGAUAUUUCUGUCCAGUAAGGUUUGGCAAAUCAUUAUGAAUCGUUUAACGAAAGAGAAAUAGGAAAUGUGGAAAUUUACUUUGAAAAAAAUUAAUUUGUUCGUGAAGUUCAUAGAGAGAGCGAAGUGUUGAAGAAGACGCUGAAAUGUGGAAUCGUCAUCGUUCUCAACUUGAUAAACUUUGUCCUUCGACUGUGUGGAAAAUUUUACGUAAGGAUCUUGGCUUAUGUGCCUACAAAAUACAGCUC